AAUAGUGUGAGAGUAAGUAAUGAUAUUUAUUGAAAACAAAUAUCCAAUUAAAUCAUAAAUUUCUAGCUAAUCGUCAAUUAAUAGAAAGACCGGCAACUAAAUACAUUAGCAAUACAGUGCACGUUGAAACUUAAGAAGGCUGCUCAAGGUCUUAGCGACUUCAUGAAAAGACAUGAAUUGAAAGUAACGAAACACGUGAUAGUGGGUUAAUAAAAAUGCUUUUACUUUACAGACAGAACUAAAAACUAGGAUCGUAAACGAAUGCUGCGAAGGCUAUCAAACGAUCUCAUCCAAUGAAGGGACAUCGCCCGCAGCCAUGAAAUGCGUGCCUCUCUGUGAAAAAUGCCCGUCAGGGAUUUGUAUCUCACCGAAUCGGUGUCAGUGUGUUCCCGGCGGUCAGUAUGAAAGCUGUCAAAAUGCAUGUCCGCCGGGCACAUGGGGUCUCAAAUGCGAGGAGAAAUGCAACUGCGCCGGGGACGUGCCUUGCAAUCCCAUCGAUGGACACUGUGUUUGUCCGCCGGGAUUACACGGACAAAUAUGCAAUAAGCCGUGUCCGAGCGAUCGCUGGGGACCUGGAUGCGCUUCUCCGUGCGACUGCAAGGAUCCGACCGGCGAAUGUCAUCCGGAAACUGGCCGAUGCAUCCACGACGAUCUGGACAACACUGUUUCCGCGCAGAACACCAGCUACUCUCGGAACGUGAACGAGGAGAACAGCGUAACCGUGAAUUUCACGAUCAUUCAACUGGACAGAGAAUCGUCGCGGAGUUGGGAAACAACAGAAACCAGCACGGCAGAAGAAACCCAUGGCAAACAGACUUGUGCAAUUUACGUAAUAAUCGUCGUUUCGUUUCGUGAAUUGUUGGAAGAUGUGCGCGAAACACCUGUCACGCCGGAUAAUCCUGGCAGAACAACGAGUCCGGAAACUACCAGCGUCUCGACCUCGGCUGAGAAGAAAAUUAGGGCACCGGCCCACGAGGAUGGAAACUCGAGCACCGCCAAGCCUGUGAUCGUUUGGGUUUCCGUGCCGGAACGAAGAAGGAACCUGGACAAGGAACGAGGGAAAUUCGCGAUGAAAAAUCCGUUCGUCAGUCACGUCGAUGACAACGCUAAUCUGCACGACAUCGGCCCACCCAAAACCGAUUACGUCAAAAAUAUACACAAAGACAUCCAGCCAGCCCCGAUUUCCCUGGACAUUGCUCUAAUCGUGGUAGCAUCGAUCGUGUCAUUGGGCCUAACCUCAGUAGCAGUGGUGAUGGUCCUCCACAUGCGUUCAAAGUUGUUGGAAGCAGCAAGGCUCUCGAUAUACGAAGAAGGCAAGACGAAGAAGCAAGAAGGCUCGAAUACGACGAAGAUCUCGUCGAUAGUCAGCAGUAACCUGCCCCAGACGCCAAUUCGAUUGGUGCCACUGUUUGCUUCCACCCCGGAGCCCAGAGUGAUGCCAUCCAUGACUAACAACGAUCUGACGAGCAACUAUGCCAAUGGAGCUGCCACGAUUGGUCUACGUAUAUCUGGAAAUCUGCAUGGUCUUUUCCAAGAGGAUCAUUACGAUCGACCGCCAGCAACGCGAAUCCAUCUGCAAAACGACUUCGAUCUAAACACGGAACACGUUUACGACGAGAUACCUUUGCAAUCGAGUCCUUUAAACUGUCGCAGAAACGCGUGAUUCAAGUGAUAAACUCGAGUUUGAAUGGAGGACUGCGGUCAAACGAACAAGCACCCUUGUAUUUCGAUUGGCGAAAGAAGAAAUGCAAUCGAUCGACAACACGUUUAAUUAGAAGGAUCUCGAUAUUUUUGGAGGGAAGAAGCAGGAUGCUAAAGAAGGUUUACGAGUUUUAAAAAAGAAUCCUAUCUAGCUAAAUAUAACUCCGAUAUCACAAUGACUGAUAGCUCAAUUAGUGACACGUUUAAUCAACAAGCCUGUACAUAUAUAUGAGCAAAACGAAGCAGAAGAAUGUGUACGUAGAAUUGACAACAAGCUAAACUUUGAACAGAGAAAUCACGGCUAAUUCAACCAACGAGCCGUGUAAUUAAAAAAAAAAAAAAAAA
Messenger RNA from Heterotrigona itama, 2046 nucleotides. NCBI's taxonomy places the organism in Eukaryota, Metazoa, Arthropoda, Insecta, Hymenoptera, Apidae. The record is from the annotation of a GenBank genome assembly.